Phyllopteryx taeniolatus (common seadragon) is the source of this 3022-nucleotide messenger RNA. RefSeq names its product fibroblast growth factor binding protein 2b (gene fgfbp2b). Bases 2265 to 2894 code for a protein of 209 amino acids. The transcript has 2 exons. Gene Ontology annotation, molecular function: growth factor binding. The record is from RefSeq and is a predicted model, not a curated record. Gene Ontology annotation, biological process: cell-cell signaling. Lineage: Eukaryota; Metazoa; Chordata; Actinopteri; Syngnathiformes; Syngnathidae.
UUUAAUACGUUCACAAAGCUGUUACUUUUCACAUGAAUAAAGUUCAAAUAUUACAAUAGUAAAGUUGGGAUUUUACAUGAGUAAAGUCACAACAUUACAAGAAUAAGUCAUAAUGAUAAUAAAUAAGAAUUUCAAGAAAGUCCAAAUAGAAUUCAAGUUGGGAUAUUUCAAAAUAUUAGAAUGAUUGAUUUAAAAUCACGUGGAAAUAUUACUCGGUCAAAAAAAUGUUGUCAAGGCUUUCCAAAAAUAGGACAAAAUAUAAUAGGAAAGUCGUCAUAUGAGAGAGCUAAAAGUCAUUGAACCUGACCUAAUUUUACAAAAAAUCAAGUCAUCAGUGUUUGAGAACAUAGUCGGUAUUCUACCAACCGAAUUUCGAUGAAGUUAGGAUGUUGUGUAAAACAACGAAAAACCCAAGGUUGGCUAACCCUUUUCGACCUCUAAUCAGUGGAAUACACUACAAAGACAAGAUAUUUAGUGUGGAAAAUGCUAAUCUUUGUUGUUGUUUGUUGCAAAUAUUUACUCAUUUUGAAUUCGAUGCCUGCAAGCCUGUCCAAAAAGGCGAGGACAGGCUGGCUGAUUUUCACCCUCGUCUUACAUCACCUCUCCAUUUCCUAACAAUCAAUGAGUGUCUGGGAACUGAGGACAGCAACUGUUGAAGCUUUGUACGUGGAAUUCUUGCCCAUUCUUGCUUGUAUGGAAUCUCCGUAGUCGUACUUUGCGCUUCAUAACGCGCCACACAUUUUCAACGGGAGAAAUGUCAGUCCAGUCGAGUACGCACGCUCUUUAACUUUGCUCUUGUAACUCGUGCAGCAUGUGGCUUGGCGUCGUCUUGCUGAAAAAGACCUUGCUUGGAUGGCAGCAUAUGUGUCAGGGUUAUUCUGUAAAUCUACAGAUACUUGCACCACAUAGAGACUGGACACAAAGAACACAACCUGAGUCUGGACUUAUCUUUUGCAGUCGCACUCUCAGCUCGCCAAAGUUUCCCAAUGUCUCCUUCCCCCUUUGCUCCUUUGAUUCCAGCUCGAGUAGGUGGUAUCACAUUCCAUGACCUUUGAUGGACUUACUUGGUUCUUAUCCAGAUGUGGUCGGUGUCCGGAUGUGUGGGGAUUUGCAUUGUAGUAUUUUUCCAACGUACUCUUGUUUCCAGCGUACAAGGGUGCUGUCAUCUUAAUGCAGUCACAGUCUACCUUUUUCCCACCAAAACCUGUAUGUACCUUACAGCAGUGCUCCCCAACCACCGGCCCCUGGACCGUGAGGCAUUUGUUAUCAGGCGGCAGAGAAAGAAUGACCGAUUUCGAUCAUUUCUGUGGUAUUGCAAUUCGCGUGUCAAUGUCUUUCAUUUUGAAAAUGGACCUGAACUGAUGCGCGUCUCAAUUGAAACGUCGAGACUGCACAGAACGCUUCCGUUUCCGCUUCCGGUCCCGGCCGGCCGGCCGGCUAACGGCGGCAGAGCUCAAAGAACGAAAUCGUUGCAUAAACUAAUUCAGCUCAUUACGUUUACUGAAAAGAUUAGUUCUUUUGAAUGAACCGUUCGUGAACGAAACAACACUGUAUCAGGAGUCCUACUUAAAAUAGGGGUUUAUCGCAACAGUGAAGUCUCACGCACCGAUCCUGCACUGAUACAGAUACAACAGUGAACUCUCACGCAACAAGUCCACGCAGAUACAGUCGUAGGUCGCUGCUCGACACAGGCAGAACUUCUUUUACCGAGUUCAAAGUCUACUCUCAUUGAGGAGCUACGGAACUGCAGUCUGGUCUGGGACCGUGUCGAUAUAGAUAUCUAGAUAGAUAGAUAGAUAGAUUGUAAUUUUUAUAAACUUUAUAAAUAAAGUUGUAAUUUGACAUCCAGUUUCAUAUUACAAGAAUAAAAUUGAUAUUUUCAAAGGAAUUUUUUUCCCCAAAUAACGCUUUAAUCUGUUUAAUAAUCUGUAUAUAAAUAUUACCAGGAUUUUUGAUUUCAUUGAUUUGACGAGAUCAAAUGUUCAUGUCGUUGUAAUAUUACUAGUAUUAGAAUCUUAAUUCUUAGUGUAAAAAAUUGGAAUUUGUAAUUUGUAUCUUUACAUGAAAGUUUCCCAUUUUGACUAGACCCUGUGCCCCCCUCCUCAUUGACCCCCUGCCCCGCACCGUGUGUGUGCGCGCGCGUUGGUGUGUUUGCGUGUGGCGUGAGCCGUAGGCGGAGCCGUGCAUUCACCUGAAGAAAGGCGUCUUUGUCCGCCUCCGCCUUAUAAAGCGGCUCAGAGUCGUCUUGCAAAAGUUCCGUAAACAUGCGGGCCCAGGUUCUUGUUCUUGUGGCGGCGGCGUGGGUGUGCGCGUGCCACGCUCAAAGCAACAACAGCAUCAACGACGCCAACGAGCGGCAGCGGCAGCGGCAGCGGCUGCGUAGCAUCUGGGACGAGCCCAUCCGCUUCGGCACCAAGAGCAAGGACGCGUGCGCCAUGGUGGUGUCGGGGGCCUCCGACUACACCCGGCUGCGCGUCUCCUGCAAGGGGACCGCGCCGCCGGGGCGCUCGUACCACUGCGACUUCCGGGGCAAGCCCGACCUGUGCCGCGCCUACAGCCUCGACCCGCGGCACUACUUCACGCAGAUCAUGUGGGAGCUGCGCAAACUGAGCCACGCCUGCCAGGGCGCCAAGCUGUACCGGCCGCCCAUGUGCAAGAGGCACCCCGACGAGGUCCAGAUGAGCCUCCUGUCCGCCCGGCCCCGAGCCGCCACUCACAAGCCGCAGAAGCCUCCAACGCCCGCCAAGCCCCAGGCGGGAAAAGCCGUCCCGGCCCCGACUCGGAAGACCGCCCCCGAGCCGGCCGAGUCCAAAGCGGCCCGCAUAGCCACCGAGUACUGCUGGAAGAGCUUCCGCGGCAUCUGCACGUACGUCGUCGGCUGGUUCGAGAACUGACACGGACGGCGCGCGAGACGCCACCGAUGGACUCGUCGGAUGACCUCGCGAUUCCCAACUGAGCGUCACUGUAGUGAGCGACCACAAAAAAUGGAAGGAGAAUAAAACCCAAGAGUGCUAAGUUUUCA